GCGCAGCUCGUGUCCGGCGCUAAUUGGAGUGCACCGCCGAUGUAGAUUAUAAAAUGUAAAUGCUUGAAGCUUUUAUUGCGUUUUAGCUGAAGUUCUCCUUUUGUGUUCCUAAAGUGGAGAAAAGAUGAAGAGGAUUUGGAAGACCUCGUCUCAUCUCUGAGUAUUUCACCUUUUUUCUUUUCUUCAUGAAGAUGAGAAGUCAACAUCGCCUACUUGGAACAAGUUCAUCUGUCCGUAAGGCUGAUGGGACAUCGGCUGUGUUGUUAUUUUUCUGAUUUGUCCUCCUUUUCAGCGGAUCGGAUUCUGCUGCGUCACUUGUUUUUCUUUUUUUUCUUCUUCUUCUUCUGUCAGAUUUUGGUUUUAACUCAGAAGUGGAGCGACCCAUAAAAAAAACGUCGUGUAACUUAUUUCGUUUAGUGUCACCCCCCCUCCCCCCUUUUUUUCUUGUUCCUUUUUUUUAAAAAUAGUUUUUCCAGAUUUUUCCGAAUGUGUUUACGGCCUUGAUCCGGAGGAUUACAGCAGAAUAUUGUUGGUGGCUUACAUGAGCGGAGAAACCGGCUCUGUGUAUUUCUGAGGGAUUCAUCAGAGGCUUAUAUAAGGAGAGCCGUCAUGUAUGCAGGACGCAAGAGGAGAAAACCAGUCCAGAGGGCGGUAAAGCAGCCACCAGCUGAAGGGGCCAAGUCCAACCCAUCCAAACGGCAUCGAGACAGGUUGAACGGGGAGCUGGAGCGACUGGCCAGCCUGCUGCCUUUCCCCGAGGAGGUCACCGCCACUCUGGACAAACUCUCCAUCCUCCGCCUGAGCGUCAGCUACCUGCGGGCCAAGAAUUUCUUCUCUGUCACCCUGAACAGUCAGAACGGAGUAACUCCAGCCGGUGUGAAUGAUGAUGACCGCAAAACACCAAGAGUGGUGGACACCAAGAUUCCUGAAGGUGAUCUUUUGUUGCAGGCUCUCAAUGGUUUUGUCUUGGUUAUCACUGCCAGCGGGACCAUCUUCUACUCCUCUCACACCAUCCAGGACUACCUGGGCUUCCACCAGACGGAUGUCAUGCACCAGAGUGUGUAUGAACUGGUCCAUACGGAGGACCAGCAGGAGCUCAGGAGAAACUUGCACUGGGCUUUGAAUCCUCCUCCUGCCACUGCAUCUGCCAUUACCCAGGACUCACCCCAAGAGAUGGAACCGGACAGCAGCUCGUCUUUGGUCAGUUACAACCCUGAGCAGCUUCCCCCAGAGAACUCAUCCUUCCUGGAAAGGAACUUUGUUUGUCGCUUUCGCUGCCUCCUGGACAACUCCUCUGGUUUUAUGGCUUUGAACAUACAGGGAAGACUGAAAUUUCUGCAUGGACAGAACCAACGGCAGGAAAAUGGAGGAAAGGUCCCGCCUCAGCUUGCCCUUUUUGCCAUUGCAACUCCUCUGCAGCCUCCAUCCAUCCUGGAAAUCAGGACCAAGAACAUGAUCUUCAGAACCAAACACAAGCUGGACUUCACACCCUUGGCCUGUGAUGCAAAGGGGAAGAUAGUGCUGGGAUACACAGAGGCUGAACUGCGGGUACGAGGAUCUGGCUAUCAGUUCAUCCAUGCGGCAGAUAUGUUGUACUGUGCAGAAAACCAUGUCAGAAUGAUGAAGACUGGAGAGAGUGGUCUGACUGUAUUCAGGCUGCUCACCAAGGAGAAUCGCUGGAAAUGGGUCCAAGCCAAUGCUAGGCUGGUGUACAAGAACGGCAAACCAGACUACAUCAUUGCCACCCAGAGGCCCCUUUUGGAUGAGGAGGGAGGAGAACACUUGCGUAAGCGCUCAAUGCAUCUACCCUUUACCUAUGCUACGGGAGAGGCCCUUCUCUACCAGUCCAACCAUCCCAUAGCAGGUUUCAGAGAUGAAAGCCACGAGAAAAAUGGCAGUAAGUCAAAGAAAAGCCGAACUGACAGGCUGGUGAGGGAUGGCCUGGACCCUGGCUCUCUUUUAGGGGCCCUUAUGAGUCAGGACGAGUCAGUGUAUGUUUGCCAGCCUGCCCCGGAGCCCAAAAUGUCCUUCCAUAGCAGCUUCUUUGGAGAUCAUAUGGGCUUCUCCGACUCUGAACCCUCCAGCUUGCACCGAAGCUGGGAUGAGCCAAGAAACGGUCUGCUGGGUCUGGGAAUCACACAGGCACAGACAAGCACCAGCUUUGACCCACUGCUAGCUACUCUGGACUCCCUCUCACUGGAAGGCCAAGGAGUUACGGAUUCAGAAGAGGGUGGUUGUUCAAACGGCGAGCUGUUUGGAGCCCUUGAAGGGCUAGGCCUGAGCGCUGAGGAUCUAGAACUGCUGCUGCUGGAUGAGCGGAUGAUCAGAGUUGAGAUGGACCCUGAACGUGUUCCCACCUUGGAAGAUCUGUUGACCAAUGAUGAGAUCCUUUCUUAUAUCUAUGAUUCCAUAGAGGGAAAGGCUGAUUCCACAGAGCAUGGAGGACAGGUGCCUCCCAGUACUUCCUCAGCAGCAGCCACAACAGUGUCACUUGCUGAAAGUAAUCCCACCUCUGACACUAAUGUGCAGAUGCAUUUUCCUCACCACAAGCGUCCCCUGGUGGAGCAGGCUCCCAUUGUCCAGCUCUCCCAGCAGAUGCAACAGCACCUCAACAUGCGAACCAGUAAAGUGGCUCGUGAAUGGAGCCAACAAAGUGACCAUUUGGCUAGCACGAUAGUUAAUGGAGACCUGCUAGGUCAAAGUCAAACUGUCACCAAUGGACAAUGGACAGCCCAAGACAUUCUAGCCAGUGCAGGGAUACAUCUGGAACACUUUAACACACAACAGACUAUUUUCAAUGGCAAGGCCUCAGAACUAGAUGGCAAACUUCAUCAUCAGCAACACUACCUUCAGCAGCAGCAGCAACCCAGGAUGGAGAACCAUCUGUCACAGCAGUGCCAUGCCAAACAAAAGGCAGCCAACCUCAAUGGAGUGUGUGGCUUCUCCAGCAGUGAGCAUUCACCAGGAAAAUCUCAGUGGCAGGACUAUGGCUUCAGCGAGAGUCUCGACAGCAACUCCUGUCUUGAGAAUAGCCAAAAACCUCUGACAGACACCUCACUAGAUUCUUGCAUGGAUUAUAGCAUGCCUGAUAUUGACAAUGCAGAUUACACUAUUACUGGAAGUGUGUUUGGAAGGAGUGGACAACAGCAUGGGGCAGAAUCCACAGUUUCAUCAUUCCAGGGGAUGAACCAUAAACAGCAGCAGGAACAGAUCCCAGUUCCUUUGGCUCAGGUCAUCUCCAGCUUGUCACAGUGCCCUCCACCUAACACCUCCCUAGAGCAGAUCCUGGGAGUGGGCAAGCCCUGUCGGCAGUUGGACUAUGGCAUGGUGACCUCUGAGAUCCCUCAUGACCCCAGUCCUAAUAAGAUGGAGAAUGGCUGCAUCCUGAACAGUGCUUACCCUGGUGCCUGUGCCCUUCCCAGUAGGAAUGGAGCUGCGCCCCCUACUGUCCAGAUGCCCGGCCCUGAGACUUUGUCCAGCCUCCCUGACCCACCAGCCACCAGCUUCUACCUCUGACCAAAUGACCAAUAAAAGUCAUUCAGCAGGACACACACAAUGACUGACCAGCCUUAUACAUCAAGAUAACACCACAAAGCUGAACAAACGUAGGCCUAUGUGUUUUGUUUUGUUUUUUUUUCAAAUUUGUAAUAUUUCUUUAUUGGUUUCGGUGGGGGGGGGGGGAUCAUUGUGUUGUAUUUCAGGUCACAUUAUCAUAUGAGUCCUUUGUUUACAAUAAUGCAGUGAAGAGCGCUCAGUUGGGUUUAAGUAAUACAGGGAGGUAAAUUUGAAUUUUUAAAGCUGACUUUUACAAAUCUGCAUUCAGAUACAAUACGACAUUAGAUUCUGAAGCAACAAAACAAUGGAUGUUCUAUACAUAUAGGUUAGGAAAAGACCAAUUAUUUAAAAUCUUAACACAUUUCAUGUAGGAUUUUGUUAUAUUGUGUGUGCUAGAUAACACAAGGAAGAGAAGAUGUCCUAAAACCUUUUGGAUAUACUGGGUGAUAUUGGCUGUUACUGUUGAAUAACAGAUGAAAGCUUCACCAGUCAAGGCUCAGUAUGAGCCAUAAUGGAUUACUUGAUCAACAGAAAAUUGUUUAAUAAUUUGGAUAAUUUUUUAAAGAAAAACAUUAGUGUGUUCCAGCUUCUUAAAUAUCAGAAUUUGCUGCUUUUCUUUCACUUAUAUGGAAGUAAAACAUGGACAAAAUAAGACAUCUGAUGACAUCUCACUUGGCCAUGGGAAACUGUAACCAGCGUAUUUCAUCACUGUCUGACAUUUUAUUUAAGAAACAAUCAAUCAAGAAAGUAACCAUUUACUGAAAAUGGUUGUUGUUUGCAACCCUAAAUUGUAAAAGUGAAAACUGGCAAAUAGAUGCAGAUGAGCCAAGGAUUGUUGUACGUUUCGUUUCCGCUUCAUGAAUGUACAGACACAGGAGCAGGAAGGAGAGGAAUGGAAAUAUCGGCAUCUGACCAAGCAUCGAAUGCAGUUCUUUAUUUAUAAUUUGGUUUUAAGGGCAUCUGAUUCACUUUGUAUCUGAAUGCACCAUAAAACACACACAAACAGAGCAACCCGUGUGAUGACAGGUUUUUUGUUACUUGCAGUUGACAAGACAUCAGCGCCACUUAUAGUUUUGCGUCAUGCUACAAGAAUGUAAUAUUUCACUUAUUUCUUUGUUGAACGGUUUGACUUGUCAACAAUGAGAUUAAUCCAUAUAUGUUUGGAAAAAAGUAUAGAAUAUGAAAUUUAUGGCUAGAAAUAUCCUGCACUUUAUUUCAAGCACCCACUUAAUGCAGAUCUGCAGUCAGGGAUUCUGGGUUGUUAAAACCAACAGGCCCUGUCUUUUUGUUUAUCUUUGAGGCUGCUGAUGCAAAAUGGACCAGUUUGCAUUUUUAUUCAUAUUUUGAGGUACAUUUCAGGCAAUGGGUUAAUGUCCUCUCAAGCACAAACACUUGUGUACAGUUGUUUGAAGUCAUUUUUAUCUUCUUCCACUUGAAUUGUUUUUUUUUUUGUUGUUGUUGUUGUUGUUUUGAAAAAUUUGGACCUCUGGAUGCGUGUUCUUUCUUUUAUUUUGUUGAAAGUUUAACUGACUUGAUUAGACGAGUCAAUAGGUCAGUUUUAAUUUCCUGUAUUUAUUCAUGUCCUACAGCAAGUAAGCAUUCUUGAUUGUUUCAAUGUGUAAGGCAUUCUCUUGUAGAAACGAACGAAAAUGUGAUGCUUUGUCAUCCUCUGAGCAGUGGUUGCACUCGCUCUCCCAAGGGAAUCAGUGAAAUCAUUCUGCAGUGAAUCAGCAUUCAGCUCCAUUACAGUACGGUCACAGCCAAGUUUUUAAAGGAAAAGUCUGACAUCUUGGGAAAUUUGCUGUGUCACUCGAAGUUGGAAUAAGUGACGAUUGACGAUUAAACACAUGCUGGAUACACAAAGUUAGAAAACAGAAAUAUUUCUCCAAAAUGUGAGAUCUUUCCUUGUAAAUGGUAGGAAACUUGAUCAUGUAUCAGGUCAGUAAUUUUAGGUCUACAUGAUCUUGGAGCAGUUACAGAAUGGCAAACAGUGAAAAACCAAAUGUGAGCAACAUAACGAGAUCUCUACUGGAAGGAUGCAGUUCUGAAUGUUUCUUGUACAUAGAAAAAUGACUGGAAAAUGAUGCAGAGUAGAAUUAUUUCAUCAAAAAGAGAUGCUGAAAAGAGAUUUCAAUUUAAUUGUUCAAAUAAUGUCAUAACUAUUGGUAUUAAUAUUAUUGUUAUAUGUUUUAUGUUGAAAUGUGAUACACAUGUGGUUACAUGUCUUUUGAACUGACUUGUUUCUUUCCCUUUCUUUUUACUACAGCAGACAUGUUUGCUAUAUUUAAAAACGAUUGAUGUGACUUAUUAACAAUGUGAAAAAAAUAUGUGUAUAUAAAGGCAAACAGGCUUUGACAAAUACAGGUGUGUACAUAGUUUUACGUCAAGUCACUCAUUUUAAGCACUAUUUUUAAAACAUAAGCUUAUCAGACUCCUUUGUUGAUUCAUUUUUUAAAAAAACUGUAAAUAGUAUUCGCAUCACAAAACACUGGACUCUAUGACAGCCUGAAAAUGGUGCCAUACUACUGAGAAAUAGGCUAUAAUGUUGGAGAGUUUAAUUUUGUCUUCUGUUUAGCCACAGUAACUUUAACAUGCUAACAGGACGAGGUGUAGAUGUUGCAGAUUUGACCUGUGUCCUCUGACUGCUUGUUUCAAAUGUAUUAUUUUUCUUCCUUUAAAAUAAAGGAUUUCUUCAAUCACAGUGAAAAACACAAACAUCUUGCAAGCAUAUAAAUCUGACCACUCAUGUGAUUCUCUCUCUCUCUCUCUCUCUGAGCAGUUUUGUACUCACUUGGACAGCAGGGGUUUCCAGCGUUUGUCAGUGACUCCUUACUGUUGACCCCUGACAUGUAAAGGUGCUAUGUGUAGCAUUUUAAUGUCAAUAAAUCAUU
Scatophagus argus is the source of this 6446-nucleotide messenger RNA. Its product is annotated as aryl hydrocarbon receptor-like. Gene Ontology annotation, biological process: regulation of transcription by RNA polymerase II. The record is from RefSeq and is a predicted model, not a curated record. Gene Ontology annotation, cellular component: nucleus; aryl hydrocarbon receptor complex. The transcript has 11 exons. Lineage: Eukaryota; Metazoa; Chordata; Actinopteri; Scatophagidae. The coding region runs from base 610 to 3516 and encodes 968 amino acids. Gene Ontology annotation, molecular function: protein dimerization activity; nuclear receptor activity; transcription cis-regulatory region binding.